Molecule: messenger RNA, 171 nt
Organism: Hyaloscypha bicolor E
Lineage: Eukaryota; Fungi; Ascomycota; Leotiomycetes; Helotiales; Hyaloscyphaceae
Exons: 2
Source: RefSeq, a predicted model, not a curated record
UCUCAGGGAAACAGAUAUGACAAUCGCAUGCAGCCUGACGGCCCAGCAUACCAUUACAGCAACAGAGAUGGUUCCUACUACUACAAGAACUCCGAUAACUCCACCUACCACAAUUCCGGCAAGGGUGACUCGGCUUACACUGCUCCGAAUGGAGAUGUGUACAAGAAGUAG